UCAACUAACAACCUCAAUUUUAUACUAGAAAAUUUCCUUUCUGUUUUUUUUGUGGUUUUCUCUGUUUUUCUCUUUGGAGUCUUCAUGUAUAAUGAAGACGUUAAGUCCAUGGCAGAAUUUCCUUUUUCUUGGCCAAAAAAUCAUGAAAUUCAAGAAGAGCCAUUAAAACGUGAACACUCAGUUCAAGAAACUACCGUUUCUUCUUUAAGUUCAAGAACUUCGCUUGAAGAACCUCACGAUCAAGAAACUCGAGAAUCUGAUAAAAAUCCCAAUAAUUCCAUUAUUGCUGCAGUUAAAGACGAUGAACAGAAAUUUGAGUUGCCUGUAAUUGAUGAAGAUGAAGAAGAAGAUGACAUUGAAUUGCCACCAGAAGAAUGUGAUCUUUUUACAGGGCAAUGGGUUUUUGAUAAUGAGACAAGGCCUUUGUAUAAAGAAGAUGAAUGUGAGUUCCUUACUGCACAAGUGACUUGCCUUAGAAAUGGAAGAAAAGAUUCUUUGUUUCAGAAAUGGAAAUGGCAACCUAGAGAUUGUUCGUUGCCAAAGUACAAGCCAAGGGCAUUGCUAAAAAGGCUAAGGAAUAAAAGGCUUAUGUUUGUUGGAGACUCAUUAAACCGAAAUCAAUGGGAAUCAAUGAUUUGUUUGGUUCAAUCUGUGAUUCCUCCUGGUAGGAAGACAUGGAGGAAGGAAGGUUCUCUUGCUAUUUUCACUAUGGAGGAUUACAACUCGACAAUAGAGUUCUAUUGGGCCCCAUUUCUUGUGGAGUCAAAUUCGGAUGAUCCGAAAAUGCACAGUAUUUUGAACCGUAUAAUCAAUCCAGAAUCAAUCAAUAAACAUGGUGUUAAUUGGAAAAAUGUGGAUUACUUGAUUUUUAACACAUACAUUUGGUGGAUGAACACUGCAAAUAUGAAAGUUCUACGUGGGUCGUUCGAUGAAGGAGCCACUGAGUAUGAUGAGAUCCAACGGCCGGUAGCUUAUCAGAGAGUUUUGAAUACAUGGUCUAAAUGGGUAGAUGAAAAUAUAGAUGCUAAUCGAACCACUGUCUUCUUUAGUAGCAUGUCUCCUCUACAUAUCAAGAGCUUGGAUUGGGAUAAUCCAGAUGGGAUAAAAUGUGCAAAGGAGACAACUCCAGUUCUCAAUACGACAAGCCGUUUGAAUGUGGGCACAGACCGGAGGUUACUUGUUAUAGCAGCAAAUGUGACAAAAUCAAUGAAAGUGCCUGUUCAUUUUAUCAAUAUCACUACUCUUUCAGAGUUUAGAAAAGAUGCACAUACCUCAGUCUACACUAUCCGCCAAGGCAAGAUGCUAACACCGGAGCAGCAAGCUGAUCCGGCGACCUAUGCGGACUGUAUUCAUUGGUGUUUACCUGGAUUACCUGACACGUGGAAUGAAUUUCUUUACACGCGUAUCAUUUCUCGCUCAUGACCUUUGAAGAACCGCACCCCUCUUUUUUUUUUUUUUUUUUUUUUUUUUUUUUUUUG
Jatropha curcas is the source of this 1478-nucleotide messenger RNA. Lineage: Eukaryota; Viridiplantae; Streptophyta; Magnoliopsida; Malpighiales; Euphorbiaceae. The record is from RefSeq and is a predicted model, not a curated record.